Molecule: messenger RNA, 3022 nt
Organism: Mucor mucedo
Lineage: Eukaryota; Fungi; Mucoromycota; Mucoromycetes; Mucorales; Mucoraceae
Product: histidine phosphatase superfamily-domain-containing protein
Exons: 9
Coding region: 59-2710 (883 amino acids)
Biological process (GO): inositol metabolic process; inositol phosphate biosynthetic process
Cellular component (GO): cytosol
Molecular function (GO): diphosphoinositol pentakisphosphate kinase activity; 5-diphosphoinositol pentakisphosphate 1-kinase activity; inositol hexakisphosphate kinase activity
Source: RefSeq, a predicted model, not a curated record
UUUUUUUUUUUCUUUUUCUUUUCCUCAAUUUUUUCUAAAAAAUAAUUUGCUGGAUUAAAUGCCGUCAACUUCAAUACCGCCGUUAGUUCGAACUACCUCGGUGAAAGCAAAAUAUGUUCUUGGUAUCUGUGCCAUGGAUAGAAAAGCAAGAUCAAAACCUAUGCGCUGUAUAUUAGAUAAAAUGCUUGCGUACGGAGAUUUUGAAGUGGUAAUAUUUGGUGACAAGACAAUCAUUGACGAAGCCGUUGAAAAUUGGCCUGGGUGUGAUUAUUUGAUUUGCUUUUUUUCUGAUGGAUUUCCUUUGGAUAAAGCAAUUCAAUAUGUUAAACUUCGUAGCCCUUUUUGUGUCAAUGACGUAUGUAUGCAGUCUUUAUUAUGGGACCGUCGUAUAGUACUUGCCGUUUUGGAUGCUGUAGGCGUACCUACUCCCCCUCGUCUAGUCAUAUCGCGUGAUGGUGGCGCAAAAGUAGAUCCUGAUGCAGCUCAGUCAUUUCAUGAACAUUCUGGCAUGGAUAUCAAUCGCGUGUUAGGAAAAUAUAGUCAAAACACUAAAAACUAUAAAGUCACUGAUGAAGGUGUAGAAGUUGACGGAGCCUUUUUGUCGAAGACUUUUUUGGAAAAACCUGUAGAUAGCGAAAACCAUAACAUUAAUAUAUACUACGAUACUGAAAAUGGUGGAGGUGGAAGACGGUUAUUUAGAAAGGUUGGUAACAAGUCAAGUGAGUUUGAUCCGAAUCUUAAUCUGCCUGCUACCGAAGGAUCAUGGAUCUAUGAGCAAAUGAUGGUAACAGAAAAUAGCGAGGACGUCAAAGUAUAUACUGUAGGCUCACAGUUUGUUCACGCUGAAACAAGAAAAUCACCCACAGUCGACGGUUUGGUAAAGCGUAACACUGAAGGAAAAGAGAUUCGGUAUGUCACAGAAUUGACACCUGAUGAAAAGGUAAUUGCAGCUAAAGUUUCAAAGGCUUUUGGCCAAAUGAUUUGUGGACUUGAUCUAUUGAGAGUCAAAGGAAAGUCAUAUGUUAUCGAUGUAAAUGGAUGGAGUUUUGUGAAGGGAAAUGAACAUUACUAUGACCAAUGCGCCAAACUCUUAAGCGAAUCAUUCUUACGGUCUGUUCAACGACGACCUUCUACCACCCUCCAUGAUAUUCCUCGUGAAAUUUUGCCCGAAAAUUCUUGGAGACUAAAAGGUUUUGCUGCAGUAUUUCGUCAUGGUGACCGUACACCAAAAAACAAACACAAAAUUUCAUUGGUUUCACAGCCUUUUAUCGAUCUUUUAGAAGGAAGCACGCAAGAAGUUGUAUUUCGUCAAAAGCACCAAUUGCAACUAGUCACUAAUGCUAUCAACAAAUGUCUCGAACAGAAUUUGGAAGAUGAAAGUAAAUUAAUGGCAAUGAAGGAAAUCCUAGAAAAAAAGAGCGAAUUGCCUGGCACCAAAGUCCAAGUGAAGCCUAUAUUUGAUAAAGAUUUAAAUACCUUGAGGAAAUUACAAGUGAACAUCAAAUGGGGUGGUGAAUUUACUCAUGCAGGUUUGCACCAAUCUCGCGAUUUAGGCGAGAAUUUGCGAAAAGAUAUGAAGAUUCUGAACAAACAUGUCACUGAUGACAUUAAAAUCUGGAGUAGUUCCGAACGCAGGGUGCGUGCGACAGCGGACGUGUUCACUCGUUAUUUUCUGGGUCGGCCUGAAUCAAUCGACGGAGUAAUAUCCGAAAGCAAGUACUUGUUAGACGAUAGUAAUGCUGCUAAAGAGCAAAUGGACGCUGUGAAGAAGCAGCUCAAGGCAUUGCUUAGACCCGGGUAUGAAAUCCCUUCCGUGUUAUUAGCACAAUGUGGAUGGCCUGCAAGCAUGGCCCAACCUCAUGUCGUCCUUCAAGAAGUAUCUUCCAUUAUGGCACGUUUAAGAGAUGUCAUGCGGUUAAACUGGGCUACAAAAGACGUAGAUCAAUUGCAGCGUCGUUGGUGUUGCUUCGAAUCACCAAAUUUGUUUAAAGAACGUUGGGAAAAGAUGUUCAAUAAUUUCUGUAUUACACAAGUAAGUGACAGUGAUGAUUCUGAUAUGAAAAAGGAAGCAUCUUGCCCUGAUCCUUCCGGCAUCCCUGAAUUAUAUGAUUCCUUGAAGUAUGACGCUUUGCACAACCGACAAUUCUUAGAGGCUAUAUUUAAUGAUCCUGAGUCACCAUCUUCCCCUUCUCCUUCCGAAAGCAGUAGUAGUGGUUCAGACUGUGGAAGCUAUCGUCCCGCCGAUCUUUCGGAAACGUGUAGUGCUGAUCUCCGCAAUUUAUACGCUUAUGUUAGAGUUCUGUUUAAUUUUGUCGCUCCACAAGAAUAUGGUAUCAGUGAGAAAGAAAAGAAGACUAUUGGUAUGCUGAUUGGGUUACCCUUAUUGAAAAGUAUUUUGAACGAUAUGGAGGAUUUUAAAGAAUCUGAAAAACCAAAAACAAGACUUUAUUUCACAAAAGAAUCACACGUCCAUGCUCUCCUGAACUUGGUGUAUCUAUCUGGUUUACCUACUAAAUUUCCCCGUCCCAUUUUGCCUGAAUUAGAUUUCUUGACUCAAAUUACAUUUGAAUUAUAUGAGCGUAAUAGGCAUAACGGAUCUGAUAAGGAAUAUUCACUUCGUAUCGCUUUUAGUCCGGGUGCGCAUUAUGACAGUGUAUUAGAUUUACAUAUGGAUGCCGAACAUUGUUUAAAGGUGGCUCCUAGAAAGUAAGUAAUUUGACACAUUUAGCAAAAAUCGAUCUAAUAUAGAAAAUCAAGGAACUUGAUCCCUCAUUUAUCUUUGGAUGAGGUUCUGCAGUAUUAUAAAACCUCGUAUCUAAGAAUUCCCGAGUUGGCGACCAUUGAACGCCAAAUUGAUGAGCGAAAAUUAUAUUACGCACAAGAAGAUAACCAAUAAUGUAUAAAUAAAACCCCACAAAAUCUACUAUGUACAUUUCGAUCAACAACCCACGCAAACUCUGAUCUACUUGGCAACUCUAUGCAUAUAUCUUUAAAUAAAUACUACUUGCGAACGCACGAAUAA